UUCCCAUGACAACCGUUGUAACUGUCAGCAUACCUUUGUAAUACCUGAUUAUUUUGUUCAAUGGCCAACGGAAACUGGGCUGGAGAAGAGCGUGGAACGUAUAGAAUACACAAUAUGGAUCUAUUACUUGGAAAACUGGAAAUGGAAGGAAAUAUGUACAACCAAUGAUCAGCUGUUGCAUCAUCAUCACUAUUAAUUAAUGAUAAACUGUUCAUUUAAAAGCAAACAUGUAAACAUUCUCAUUGCUAACAUCCAUAAACAAAAAUGGGUUUAUAUACUAUGACGAUGAUUUCGGGCUCAACAUUUAUUGAUUUUAUUCUAUUUAAUAUUAAAAUGAAUGAAUAUAUUUACAUCAUUUUAGAAUUUUAAACAAAAGACCAACUCAAUUUAAAAAAUAAUACUAUGAUGGCAUAAGGCUUUUAAUUUCACAAACAUGGGGAAUAUUUCUCAAAAGGCACGUAAUAAGAUUGAGUUUUUGGGAAUAAGCCAUGAGGAUGGGCCUGAGACCGAAUGGAGGCGUCAAAACAAGGCUUAUGAACAGAAUUCAAUGUACAAACUGGUGUACUUUUGCGGAAAGGGAUCGCUUAUUGCAAAGACCAAGAAACAUGGCGCUUCAAGCAAACGAAUGAAAAAGUACGUGAAAAUGAAAGUGCAAGAGUAUUUGUACAAACGUGGAGACGGGAAGGAAUUAACUAAAGCUGAAUUUGCCAAGUACAUGUACGAGAACAAUUACUUUACAGUAAAGAAGGUUGACAGACCCCAAUCGGAGGACUUGAUCAAAUACUUGGAAGAUUAUGAAAAGUCGGUCGGUUUUGACAGGUUUAAGCAACACCAGGUCUGUUGGGACCUCAACAAGCGAGGCGAAGUAGGAGAAACAAUUUUACAUCUGUGUUUUCUGAAUAAUACAGAGCAUCACCGUGCCCUGGCCUACACACUGAUGGAAUGCUUCCCACUAAUGGCGCUCGACAUUUACGAAGGACCAGAGUAUUACGGAGAAGGGAUGCUGCACAUGGCAAUAAUCAACAAUGACAUCGAAUCCGUCCACCUCCUGAUUAAAUAUCACGUUCCCAUAGAUCAGCGAGCAACUGGUAGAUUUUUCUGCCCUAAAGACAUGAAAGACAGAGCUAUGAAGGAGAAGAAUUUGUAUACAAGUAAAUAUGAGGGCGAAACAUAUUUUGGCGAGUAUCCACUGGCAUUUGCUGCAAGUGUAGGUAGUAUAGAGAUAUAUGAUAUUUUAGUCAACGCAAGUCUUUCUGCGGAAACAUGUGGGAAGGUUGAUCCGAAUGCUAAGGAUAACUUUGGCAACACCGUCCUGCAUAUGCUUGUUAUCCAUAAUCAAGUGCACAUGUUCAAUUAUGUUGCUAGCCAUAAGUUAAUGCCUGCUGACCAUGAAUUACGAAACCAUGCAGGACUUACCCCGAUGGAGCUGUCUUUCCAGUUGGGCCGCAGUGAGCUGUUCUCCAAUUUGUUGGAUCUAGCUAGUGUGCCCCAGUGGUCCUUUGGAGAAAUUACAUACUCGGCAUACCCCCUUUCAUUUAUUGAUACCAUUGGCCCAAAUGGUGAAACAAAUGAACAUUCUGCGUUAAGAAUCAUCGUUCGUGGAGAAACCCAAGAGCAUCUUGAAAUGUUGGAUGGAGAAAUUAUAAACACCCUGCUAAUGCACAAAUGGAAACACUAUGCAAAGAGUAAGUUUAUCUUCAAGUUUGUUUGGACUUUGGUACAUUUGAGCUUCCUGUCACUUGCGAUAUAUCUCCGCCCAAAAGGAGAUCUCAUGUCGUCAGAUGCUAAUUCUGGUCGUUUGGCAAAAUUCGAUGUUUGCGUGGUGAGAUGGUUUGCCGAAAUUUGCGUAUUAAUAGGAUGCGUUGCAAAAACAAUCAUUGAAGUUAGAGAAGUCAUCUCACGAGGAUCCAUUAGAUCAUACUUAAAAAGUCUGUAUGGGAUGCCUGCUAAAUCUGCAUUCAUAAUUGCAAUCAUCAUGCUCUACCUCUGUGUACCUCUGCGUCUGCUCAACUUGAAGAACGUAGAAGAACUGUUCCUCAGCAUUAUCUUACCUUUCUCAUGGCUUUACAUCUUGUUCUUUUAUAGAGCUAUGAAAGGUUUGGGACCAUUUGUCCACAUGAUUUAUGAGAUGUUACGAGGAGACCUUCUCCGCUUUUCCAUCAUCUAUGGAAUCUUCAUUUUCAUGUUUUCACAAGUAUUUUUCCACAUGUAUAAAGAUACUGACGUAGAAACGAGUGAUACAUUCGCAACAGUUCAUGGUUCCGUAAUGUCUGUUUUUAAAAUGACGUUCGGGGAUUUUUCCGAUGAUCUAUUUGACCAAACUCGUCAUUGGUUUUUGUCAAGAGUUGUAUUUGUUCUAUUCGCCAUCUAUCUGCCGAUUUUAUUACUGAAUAUGUUGAUUGCUAUGAUGGGUCGAACUUACACCAUCAUCGAACAGAAGGCAAAGAGAGAGUGGAAAAGACAGUUAGCAAUCAUAAUUUUGAAUGUAGAAAGAGCCAUUUCCAAAAACGAUCUGGCCAAGAUGCGUCUUAAAUACUCAACAGAGAUUAAGAGAAGGCGUAAACGAAAGAAAGUUCCAAGGAAGUGGUCGCGUGCAAACUCAUUAGCAAGUAUUGUGACUGCCGGGGUGGCAUUCAAUGAGCUAAAUUCAAAUACAGAAUCUGUGAACAAUUCUAGAAUGUAUCAGCCAAAUGUAAAAUCAGAAGAGGAAACAGAUGAAGAGGAGGUGGAAGAAACAUUUAGGGCUUUGAUGUUCCUAAAGAGAUCAGAUCCUGCUAGCAAAAAGAACUCAAUGCAAGCUAAAAGGCUAUGGAAGAAAUCGGUGAAGUUGGUACAUCAUUCAAAGAAAGUAAAGGAAAGAGCAAACAGCAAUUUAGAAGGACACACGUCAGAGUUAAAAGAAAACAUUGAGACUCAAAUGAAUUUUAAACCAAUGCUUCAAAAACAUGACUUACCAACAGUUACAAGCUGAGAUCCAUCAGCGCUGCAAUAAAAAGUUUUUUUUUUCACAUAUAAUACGGGUUUUUUAUGUUUGUUUAUAUUUUAUUCAUUUACCUAUGCUAUAUACUAUAUUUAUGAUUAUUGUUGUCGUUAUAGUCGUCGCCAUAGUCGUUGUUGUUGGUGGUGUUGGUCUUCUUAUUGUUACGCCAUUUUAAAAUACAGCAUAAGACAUAAAA
This is a messenger RNA of Anneissia japonica, 3176 nucleotides long. Its product is annotated as transient receptor potential cation channel subfamily V member 6-like. Lineage: Eukaryota; Metazoa; Echinodermata; Crinoidea; Comatulida; Comatulidae. The transcript is spliced from 15 exons. Gene Ontology annotation, molecular function: calcium channel activity; protein binding. The coding region runs from base 434 to 2971 and encodes 845 amino acids. Gene Ontology annotation, cellular component: membrane. Gene Ontology annotation, biological process: calcium ion import across plasma membrane. The record is from RefSeq and is a predicted model, not a curated record.